AUGGUCACGUCGAUUGGUCGACCCGAUGCUUUCAACAGUAUAAUCAAGACUGUCUUAUUUUACUUUCUUAUGAAUUCGGAAGCGUUCAUAUUUUGUUUCGCUGGAGAAUAUUUGAGCACUAAGAGUAAAAGCAUUGGAGAUGCUGCAUAUGAUUCCACCUGGUAUGAAUUAGAUUCCAAAGAUAGUCGAAAUAUAUUGCUCUUAAUAUUGAGAUCGCAAAAUCAAUUAACCAUUACAGUUGGAAAGAUAAUGAAUUUAUCUCUAGAGCAAUUUAGCAAUAUUAUAAAGACUUCGGCUUCUUACUUAUCGAUUCUACUUGCGAUGUAUUAAAGCGAAACUGCAUUCUAUUUACAUCAACAUUUUAAUGAGAAUUAACAGCUGGUUUAGUUGCAGUAAAAUUUGCAUAUGAUUUAAAGUAAAAACGUUGCUGUAUUAGUUAUCAUAGUUUUUUAUGUCGGCGAUGAACUGAAUAUUAAGAUCAAUCUCUAUAAUAUUAUGAUUGUAUAAUAUUAUCCUGAUAGGAUUUAGCGGA
Messenger RNA from Temnothorax curvispinosus, 532 nucleotides. Its product is annotated as odorant receptor 45b-like. Bases 1 to 330 code for a protein of 109 amino acids. The record is from RefSeq and is a predicted model, not a curated record. Gene Ontology annotation, cellular component: plasma membrane. The transcript is spliced from 4 exons. Gene Ontology annotation, biological process: sensory perception of smell; detection of chemical stimulus involved in sensory perception of smell. Gene Ontology annotation, molecular function: odorant binding; olfactory receptor activity. NCBI's taxonomy places the organism in Eukaryota, Metazoa, Arthropoda, Insecta, Hymenoptera, Formicidae.